This is a messenger RNA of Phaeoacremonium minimum UCRPA7, 1455 nucleotides long. Its product is annotated as putative rho guanyl nucleotide exchange protein. The coding region runs from base 1 to 1455 and encodes 484 amino acids. The transcript is spliced from 3 exons. Lineage: Eukaryota; Fungi; Ascomycota; Sordariomycetes; Togniniales; Togniniaceae. Gene Ontology annotation, cellular component: cytoplasm. Gene Ontology annotation, molecular function: guanyl-nucleotide exchange factor activity; protein binding. The record is from RefSeq and is a predicted model, not a curated record.
AUGGUCAUCAGAGAGCUGAUUGACACGGAGGCUGUCUUUGUAAGAGACAUGAACGUCAUCGAGGAGAUUUAUAAAGGCACAGCUGAAGCGUGCCCGAAGUUGGACACCAAGACCAUCAAACUCAUCUUCAGGAACACAGAUGAGAUAAUUACUUUCCACACAGCAUUCCUUCAAGAAUUGAAAGAGGGGGUUGCAAGCGUCUACGUUCCUAAAGGACGCCGGUCUCCCGCGCUGAAAGAAGAGACAACGAUGUCAUCUGAUGCAACAACGAUCAAUUCAAUAGUGUCGACCGUUGUAUCAACGAUCCCCUCAACCGCGGCCUCAUCCACAACGGCAGUUUCUGUCGCCGGUCUGUCGAUGUCUGGCGCUGAUACUGAUGAUACCAAAGACCGCCAGUCUACCAUCGGUCCUUGUUUUUCAAAGAACAUUGAUAAGAUGAAGGCGGCUCAUGAAGGCUUCUUGCGAACCAGUGAUCAUGCCGCCAAACGACUGAUCCAGAUCCAAGAAGACCCAACGGUCAAGGUCUGGUUGAAUGAAUGCAACGAAGUCGCAAAGGACCUCACCGCAGCAUGGAACUUGGAUUCACUGCUGAUUAAGCCCAUGCAACGAAUUACCAAAUACCCGAAUCUCAUCAGUCAGCUUCUUCAGUAUACCCCUGCUGAUCAUCCUGAUCGGGACGCUCUAGUCAAUGCGCGGGUCACCCUUGAAAACGCGAUCUUGGAGAUCAACAAGACAAAGAAGAACUUCGAGCUCGUGGGUCAAAUCGUUGGCAGGAAGCGCAAGGAGUCUGAUGUUAAGGCUGGUUUCGCCAAAGCCUUCGGCAGAAGGGUUGACAAGCUUCAGGCUUCUAGCAAUCGGCCAGAGGAGGAUCCCGAAUACUCCAAAUUGCAUGAGAAGUUUGGCGACGAUUAUCUGCGGCUACAGGUCGUCCUUCGCGAUGUCGAGUUCUACACUCGACAGGUCUCGGCCUAUGUACACGAAUUUCUACAGUACCUUUCUUCCAUCGAACUGGUCAUGAGGCUUCAGCCAGGUCCGUAUCCUGAAAUAGAGAGUAAGUGGGUCCAGUUCAAUGUCUCUAUGAGAGACAUCGAGAAGGUUGCACUGGAACAACAUCUCUCUCAAGUUCGGAAGCAUGUCAUUGAGCCAUUUGAACUUGUCAUCCGUUGUUAUGGCAAUCCUUCACUGGCAAUGAAGAAACGGAGCAAACGCCGUCUCGACUACGAGAAGUAUAUUCAGCUCAAGAAAGGAGGCAAGAAAAUCGACAAAUCCCUGAGCGAGUUGGUCGAGCAGUAUGAAGCAUUGAACGAGACGUUGAAGAAAGAACUUCCAAAGCUUUCGGCUCUUACUGAGAAGAUUGGCAAUAUCUGCCUCGGAAAUUUCGUCAACAUUCAGGCCAAAUGGGCCAGAAGGCCGAAGAUUCUCGGGAUUGUUCCAUUCAGCUCUGCCUUUGGCUGA